Messenger RNA from Mercenaria mercenaria, 2179 nucleotides. RefSeq names its product scavenger receptor class F member 1-like. NCBI's taxonomy places the organism in Eukaryota, Metazoa, Mollusca, Bivalvia, Venerida, Veneridae. The transcript is spliced from 4 exons. Gene Ontology annotation, molecular function: scavenger receptor activity. Bases 264 to 1841 code for a protein of 525 amino acids. The record is from RefSeq and is a predicted model, not a curated record.
GGUGGUUGUCAGAAAAAGUAAACUUCUAACAUUUAUCCAAGUGAUAGCAUGAGAUAUAAAUUUUCUGUCAUUUGAAAUGUCAUUCAUCUUACUAACAUGUUUUAUUGAUGUAAAUUUCAAUACGUGUUGAUAUGCGAAAAAUAAGUGAGGACUCAAAUUAAAUUUAAAAAGGAAAGUGUUACAUCUUCAUUCUCAUUUUGCAGCAGACGACGUGCAUUCGACGUACGGCACUUAUUUGACGUCACGUACUUAACGUGACGGUUAUGUUUACAAAGAUGGAGAUUAUUUUAUUUGCUUUCCUAGUUUUGACAGCCAGUGGAGCAAACGGUUCAGAUUUCUUGUGUCCUAAUUGUAUAGAUGGCCACUGUGUUACAUGUGGUGUGAGACAAAUGUAUUGUUUUAAUGGAUGUAAAAACGGUUACCAUGGUGAUAACUGUGACAAGGAGUGCCCAGAAGUUUGCAUUAACUGCUCGAGAAAUUUUGAUGUUGAUAAAAUAUGCCACACUUGCAAAGAUGGUUUCUACAGUUCAUCCUGUGAAAACACGUGCCCAAGUUCGUGCAAAUCGUGCACAUCCGCCAGCAGCUGCGUUGAGUGUAAAGAUGGAUAUUUUGGAUCAGUUUGCCAGCACGGAUGCAGCAACUGUCAGAGUGGUAGUUGUAGCAAAAUUGACGGCGCUUGUUUGGGGGCUUGUGAUGCUGGUUACUAUGGUGAAAAAUGCGAUUUCAAAUGUGCAGAUGGCUGCAGAUCGUCUAGUUGCUAUAAAAACACAGGUAAAUGUGAAGAAUGUAAACAAGGAUACUUUGGUCUAUCUUGUCAGUACACAUGUGGGAGUGGCUGUAAUGUGACAUGCGACAGGUACUACGGUUCCUGUUUAGGUGACUGCAAACCUGGCUGGUACGGAUACAAUUGCUUAAUGCUAUGCGGAACUGGCUGCGAAUCAGCAUGUAAUAAAAGUACAGGAAACUGCUUGCAGACAUGUACAAAGGGAUAUUACGGACAAAAAUGUGAUACUAAAUGUGGAGAAGGGUGUAAAUCGUCCUGCGAAAGAGAAACUGGCAAAUGUCUCCUGUCAUGUAAAGAUGGAUAUUAUGGCGACACAUGUUCACGUCAAUGUGGAAAAGGUUGCAGUGGUUCGUGCGCAGGAGAAAACGGCUCAUGUCGUACGGAAUGUGUAACGGGUUGGUACGGUGCGAAAUGUGAUCAGCAAUGCAGCAGUGGAUGUAACGGUAGCUGUGAAAGACAAAGCGGACAUUGCCAGUCUACUUGUAAGGAAGGUUAUCAUGGACCUUUAUGUAAACCUUGUGAUCAUGGAUGCUUGGAUAAAAAAUGUGACUCGCGGACGGGUUCCUGCACGAACGGGUGUAGAAAGUUAUACUUUAUGUACAGGCGCGUCCACGGAGAGUUCUGCAACGUGAGCUGUCCACGGUACUGUAAAGAUGGUUGCGACCAGAAAACGGGAGUUUGUGUCAACGGAUGCAGGUCUUCUUCUAAAUACGGCGAUUAUUGCAACAUGACAUGCUCUCCUCGCUGCGAGGGUACAUGUAAUCAGAAAACUGGUACCUGUGACAAUGGGUGCGAAAAGAGAGCUCCUGUCUACGGCAAAUUUUGUAAUAAGAAAUGUCCAAAAUUGUGUUCCUUUCCCUUUAUGUGUGAUCAAGCGACUGGGAACUGCACUUGUCCACCUAAUUACACCGGAAGUAAAUGCGAUCAAUGCAUUGAUGGGAAGUAUGGAAGAAAGUGCUUAGCUUCUUGCCUUACCACCUGUAAAACAUGCACAACAGCCAAUUACUGUCUCUCUUGCAAACCUGGAUAUUUCGGACAUACGUGCAAUUUGAACUGAUCAGACGGCUGCCUGAAUGAGACAUGCGAUGUUAGCUAUGGAACUUGCGAUCACGGCUGUAAGGAAGGUCUAGCAGGAAAAUGGUGUGACGUCGAGAUGAGCCACGAAGACUGUGAUGACAAAGCAAAAAAGACACAAGUUACAAAGAAUAAGUGGAUAAUAACUGGCCUAUGCCUGUUGAGUUGUUUUGUCGUGCUUCUCAUCAGCACUGUCGCAUAUGGGAUCAGAAAGUGUGUCGAAUGCCGCAGCCAGAGAAAAACACCGGGAAAGGAGAUCAUUCCAAAACGUAUGUAAUGUCUGUAAUGAUUAACAAGAUGAUACGUAACAAAUAUGACACC